Messenger RNA from Fusarium oxysporum Fo47, 1380 nucleotides. Its product is annotated as cytochrome P450. The transcript is spliced from 5 exons. Lineage: Eukaryota; Fungi; Ascomycota; Sordariomycetes; Hypocreales; Nectriaceae. The record is from RefSeq and is a predicted model, not a curated record. Gene Ontology annotation, molecular function: iron ion binding; oxidoreductase activity, acting on paired donors, with incorporation or reduction of molecular oxygen; heme binding. The coding region runs from base 1 to 1380 and encodes 459 amino acids.
AUGACAGCCAGCUUGAGCAUUCUUGGUGGCCUUUUGCUUUCACUAUGGCUUCUAACCAUUAUAUACCGCGUUUUAUUCCACCCGCUUGCAAAGUUCCCAGGUCCUAAAUUGGCGGCCGUUUCCGACAUCUGGUACGCCCUAAAAUGGACCUCCGGUCGAUAUCCGUUCAUCAUGGAAGAAACGCAUCGUAAAUAUGGCGAUGUGGUGCGCAUUGCCCCCAAUGAACUUUCCUUCGCUAGUGUGCAGGCCUAUCACGAUAUCUACGGACAUGCGCUUAAAGAUAAGAAGAGGUUCAUCAAAGGUUCUUGGUACGAUGUAGCUGGAGACCACCCGGGUAUCGUCAGCGUCAGAGACCCCGUACAACACUCGCGGCAAAGGAAGUAUCUAUCUCAUGCAUUCAGCGCCAAAUCUUUACGCGGUCAAGAAACACUGAUUCAUGGUUAUGUGGAUCUAUUCCUGGGCCAAUUGCGUGACCUCGCAUUUGGCGAGUCUUUUUCUGCUGUUGCUGAAGGGCGAUCACACUUCUGGGUGUCACUCAUUAUUGAUGCAUCUUAUGCCAUGAUGCUCUCAGGGUUGAGAAAACGUGUUCCUCUCGUCAACCUGUAUCUACCAUUUGUGGUCCCGAAAGAUGCCAGUGUUAUUCAUCGAAAACAUAUGGCCUUGACUCGCGAGAAGAUGCUGAAACGGCUUGAGAUGCCCAAUUCCGAAGACCGCGGAGAUUUCUUCUCGCAUCUGUUGCGCAAAGGUGGCAAUAAAGUUCCGGAGCCUGAGCUUUGCCAACAAUCCAAUACACUUAUUGUGGCUGGGUCGGAAACCACAGCUACAUGCCUCACCGGGAUUGUCUUUUGCCUACUGUCAAAUGUGUCGUGUUUGGAGGCUCUUUCUAACGAAGUCCAUUCGCGAUUCCAGUCGGACACAGAGAUCACAGGAGACGCUACUGCAGAUUUAAAGUACCUCUCUGCAGUUAUUGAAGAAGGGCUUCGAAUCUUUCCGCCUGCGCCUUUCGGUCUUCCACGUGUUUCGCCCGGUGCUAUAAUAGACGGCCACUACAUUCCUCCAGGCGUCGUUGUGAGUGUAGAUCACUGGACUACCAAGCAUGAUGGACGCUACUGGAAAGAUCCACACGCUUUUAUACCAGAGCGUUGGAUCGAUGGGGGUUUUGGAGACACGAAGCAGGCCAGUCAACCCUUCUCACUUGGCCCGAGAGCUUGUUUAGGCAUCAACCUGGCGUAUCUUGAAAUGAGGAUUAUUAUCGCCAAGAUGGUGUAUCAUUUUGACUGGGAAUUGGUGAACAAUGAAGUUGAUUUGUUCAGGGAUUCAAAGCUAUACUUGCUGUGGAAAAAACCACGUUUGUUGGUCCGUUUCCACCCUCAUAAUUAG